This is a messenger RNA of Anopheles maculipalpis, 1206 nucleotides long. RefSeq names its product Y-box-binding protein 1 (gene yps). The record is from RefSeq and is a predicted model, not a curated record. Gene Ontology annotation, cellular component: nucleus. Gene Ontology annotation, molecular function: nucleic acid binding. The transcript has a single exon. NCBI's taxonomy places the organism in Eukaryota, Metazoa, Arthropoda, Insecta, Diptera, Culicidae. The coding region runs from base 20 to 1198 and encodes 392 amino acids. Gene Ontology annotation, biological process: regulation of gene expression.
AGAGCAGGGUCUGCGCAAUAUGGCUGACCAGCAAGCAAGUGUCGAACAGCAGCAGGCACCGGCCGCACCACAACAGCAGCAGCAGGCCGCCCAACAACAGCAGGCGCCGCAACAGACGGCUUCCGGUGACCAGCAGCAGCCACAACCACAGCCCGCCCUGCAGGAUGCCGGUCAGAAGCCGGCUGUUGCAACCGGUACCGCACCUGCCGCCGCCGCCCCAGCCGCACCGCCACAACCGCAGAAGGAAAUAAUCGCGACGAAGGUAACGGGCGUCGUGAAAUGGUUCAACGUAAAGAGCGGCUACGGUUUUAUUAACCGUGGCGACACGCAGGAGGACGUGUUUGUCCACCAGUCGGCAAUUGCUCGCAACAACCCAAAGAAAGCUGUCAGGUCGGUCGGCGACGGUGAACAGGUUGAGUUCGAUGUGGUGAUCGGCGAGAAGGGUAAUGAGGCGGCCAACGUGACCGGACCGCAGGGUGAACCGGUAAAGGGUAGUCAGUAUGCGGCGGAAAAGCGCCGCGGCUUCCGUAACUGGUGGCUAAAGCGUGGUCAACGGCGCCCGGGACAAACCCGCAACAAGGACGGUCAGCUGGAAGGUGGACAGGGUGAUGGACAGCAGCAAAACGAUGGUCAGAUGCAGGCUCAACCCCAGCAGCAGCAGCAACAACAUCAGCCCCAACAACAAUCGGGCAAUAAGCAGCAGCAGCAGCAGCAGCAACAACAACAGCAACCGCGCCGCUAUCGUCCCAGGGGUCGCGGAGGUUACGCAUCGUACUACUCCCGACCCGCACCGCGCGGCCCACGCCGCGAUAUGGGUGACAAUGGCCAGAUGGCAGAUCAGAACAUGAUGGACGACAAUGGUGGCAUGCGGGGAGGCCCGGGUGGUCGGGGUGGCGGUGGUCCGCGACGAUUCUUCCGCCGCAACUAUCGUAGCGGUGGUCGCGGUGGUGGUAUGGGUGGUCCACCGGGACCGCGCCGCGGUGGCUACCGGCCGGACUAUCAGGCCGACUAUCAGCAGAACGGUGGGGGUCAGGAGCAGAUGGCACCACCACCACCACGCCGCGGCGGUGGCAUGCAGGGACGUGGUUCCGGUGGCCGUGGACGUUUCCCGCGCCGAGGUCGCAAUCCGCAGCGUCCGCGUAACGAGGGUGGCUUUAACAAUGCCGUCCAAAAUACGACCACCGAAAGUUCGGCAUAAAGCAAACA